This is a messenger RNA of Bipolaris victoriae FI3, 1011 nucleotides long. RefSeq lists its product as hypothetical. NCBI's taxonomy places the organism in Eukaryota, Fungi, Ascomycota, Dothideomycetes, Pleosporales, Pleosporaceae. Bases 1 to 1011 code for a protein of 336 amino acids. Gene Ontology annotation, molecular function: protein prenyltransferase activity. Gene Ontology annotation, cellular component: cytoplasm. The transcript has a single exon. Gene Ontology annotation, biological process: protein prenylation. The record is from RefSeq and is a predicted model, not a curated record.
AUGGAUUCAGACGUUUCCAAAAGAUCUCAGUUACAAAAACUGGCUUAUACAUCAUUGACCGAGUACUUCCAAGAGCAUGACCACGAAGUCGUUGAAAUUACAAUUCUCCCUCCGUCUGUGCAGCCACCAGACGGUGUCUUGAUACAAGAAGGAUCAUCACUUGGAAUAUCAAAGAAAGCACUUACCUUGGCUUACAUGGAAGCACGUGGACUAUUCUUCGGGAACAGAGAGAGCAAUGAUCCUGCCACAAUAAAUCAGACAAUGCAGACGACAGAGAUUAUGCUUCUUUUUGACCCGGAACAUCUCACUGCUGCAAACUACCGUAAGCGCGUGCUUUCCCAACUAGAAGCUGAACACGGACUUCACGCUGGGAACAUAUUUCAUAAAGCUCUACAACGAGAGCUUUAUUUUCUGGAUAGCGUCCUCACAUCUCCACUGCAUCGUCAGUCAAAGUCACCAACUCUAUGGUAUCACCGCUCGCAUAUUGUAGACUCUCUUAUAACAGUCGGUCUGACAGAAACAUUGGAUGAUCAGAAGGCGGUCUUUUGGAACAACGAGCUCGAGGCUGUGUGCAAAUCUGGGGAGCAACAUCCUAAGAAUUAUCAUGCUUGGCAGUAUGCUCGUAGGUUGGUGCAAAAAGCCCAUGGUUUCGGAGCGGAUGACCAGUUUGUCCGAAUCGUCAAAAAAUGGUGUACUAGACAUCCAAGCGACAUAUCUGGUUGGUCUUUUCUUUUGUACUUGAUGCCUCGACUGGCGCCAUCACUGAGGGAAGAGCUGGUGAGAGAUGUGCUAGAUUACGCCAUUAAGUUCGGCAUCGAGAACGAGUCACUAUGGGUUUUCAUUCGCACAGCUCUCGCACAAGACAUGUCCAGCGCGGGACACUCGGUAACAUAUCAGCAUCUUCAAGAUUAUGUUCAAAACUUGACAAACGACGAAAGACCACAAGACGAGGCCCACACCGCUUCUAAUGCUCUCAAAUGGAUCGACGCUUAUGGAAAACACACCGGAUGA